GCGCGAGUGUCGUCUCUCUUUGUUGGAAGUGAAGGCGCCCUGACGCGCACCUCGGUGUCCUCGAACGCCGGGACACGGUCAAGUGCGCUUCGAAUGGAUGAAUUUAAGCGUCGACACGGCUUGCUCCUCGCUGCGCGCCUAUGCAGAUGUUACGCCGAGUAGAAAUCCGUUCCUGACGUACUGCGAGACGUACCCCGCGCCUUGGGGAAUGUGAUCGUGGGAACCGGAUGUAACAUUGUUCCUCAAGAUGAUUCCAUCCGAUUGCAUUCUGGACAUAUCGAACGUGUUCCACUCCACCGCGGUGGUGAUCGAAGGAAGUUGCCUGAACAAAUCCGAGCCCACGGCGGUGCUCAGAGAUGUAUCAGCCCGCGUUCACGGCGGGGAAGUUUUAGCUAUUCUAGGAUCAAAGGGCUCCGGCAAGCGAGCACUCCUCGAUGUUAUCGCCGGGAGAGCGGAGGGUGAGACGAGAGGGAGGGUCACCCUGAACGGCAACCUGCUGACAACGGAGCUAUUUCGACGGCACGGCGGCUACGUGGCGCACAGGUGUCAUCUUCUGCCGAGUCUCACAGUCCGCCAGACCCUGACAUACGCCACAUGGCUCGCCAAUCUGAACAACCGUGAGGCCAGAGUGCGGCAGACCCUGGCCGACUUGGCACUGUCGCAGGUAGCCAACCGAUCGGUCAGCGAUCUCACCAGGCCGGAGUACCGGCGGUUGAUGUUGGGUGUGCAACUGGCCAAGGACCCGACUCUGCUGCUGCUGGACGAGCCGACCUGGGACACCGAUCCGCUCAACACGUAUCUCAUCGUUUCGAUGCUAUGGUCCUACGCCACAAGACGCGGCUCCAUCGUUGUGCUCACCAUGGAGACGCCCAGGUCCGACGUGCUACCCUUCGUCAGUCGCGUGACCCUGCUAUGUUUGGGCGCGGUGGUCUACUCAGGACCCACCAGGAGUAUGCUGGAUUACUUUACCUACAUCGGCUUCCCAUGCCCGGAACUGGAGAACCCGUUGAUGUAUUAUCUAUGUCUGUCGACGGUCGAUCGCCGUUCCAGAGAUCGCUUUCUAGAGUCCAACCAGCAGAUAUCCGUUUUGGUCGAGAAGUUCAAGGUGGACGGCAUGCUUUAUAUGAAAGAAGCCCCGCAAGUGCCGCACAACGUUAAAGAGACGACGCUUGGCAUCAUGCACAAAGGAUUAGGUCGCGGAAUCAAGCCUGGCUGCUUCUCGACCCUUUUAGCGUUAUACCUGAGAGGUAUGGCCGCUACAUUCUCUUUUAAUAAGACCGGCCUGGGACACUUCGCUGCUCGCCUGCUGUUGCUACCGUUCUUGGUGGCCCUAAUGAGCAUACUGUACUCACACUCGAGUCCCGUACAGUCGAGAAUAUUUCUACAGACCGGCGGUUUAAUCUUCAACGUCCUAACGUUGUUUUACGUGUCUGGAAUAGCCGCGACCUCGCUUUUGUUUCCAGGUUUUCGCGCAAGGUACUACCAAGAAAAGCGAGAAGGGCUUUACGGUGGCGCCAUGUUCUUGACGGCGUACACUCUGUUGAGUUUACCCCUGAGCUUCAUAUCGACUCUAAUAACAAUCGGCAUCCUGAUCCCCAUCCUGGAGCUGGACAUCUCUUCAUGGGCUUAUGCUUGCGGUAUUCUGUGGUCCAGUUACGUGGCGGCCGAACAAGUGACCGUGGCGGUUCUCAUGGUGGUCGGGCGACCUAUAACGGGCGCGGUCACGGUUCUGUACAUGACCCUGUUGUCCUUGGUGAUCGCAUCGGGUGCCAUUCGCAGUCUCAAGAACCUGCCCUAUUGGCUGGCGAUGGUGUCGACUGCGUUGCCCACCAGAUACGCCUCAUUGGCAUUGAACCAGCUGGUUAUCGACGUGCCCACCAUGUCGAAUCUGGCCUAUAACGAGAGCUUCACUUGCCCGGGCAUUCCCGAGCUCUGCAGAUACCCCGACGGCAAGACCUACCUGAUCGAACGUUUCACCAGAGAAGGCGAGAACAUCUCCGAAGUGUUGAACGUGGAUUUGAAUCUACUGAUUUCCCUGGCCUUCGCUGUCGGUCUUAUUAUAUUAAACAGCGUAUUGUAUCUGUUGCCAUUACCCGCCAAAGUGAAGGCUAAGUUCAGAGAGUAGUGAAUCGCGCAACGCGAGUGUUUUCGCGUUCAUCGAUACUAUUAUAUAAGAAUAUGUCGCUACGUUCGAUAUCGCGUUGUAGACCUCAUUUGACUUCUACUUUUGAUGUAUAUAGAACAAUAUUGAUUACAGAUAACGCGAGAGGAUGACGUUGGUAUUGAUUAUAAAGAGAAGAGCGCACGUUGCAAAUAUUAAAAAUCUUUAUUCUGUAGCAUAUAUUACAAAAUGAUUGAUUGAUUGUUUCAUUCAUCCUCGUAGCGUUAAUCGCCGUGCGCAUAACACGAUUUUACUUUUUGCAAUUGCACACAUACACACACACACACACACACACACGUAUCAGGCUACGUAAAAACACUUGUACAUUUAAGAAACGUACCUAUUUGCACUGUGCUUAACGCUAUUAACAUAUAACGUAUAUGCUUAUCACA
Molecule: messenger RNA, 2553 nt
Organism: Harpegnathos saltator (Jerdon's jumping ant)
Lineage: Eukaryota; Metazoa; Arthropoda; Insecta; Hymenoptera; Formicidae
Product: ATP-binding cassette sub-family G member 5
Exons: 6
Coding region: 248-2125 (625 amino acids)
Biological process (GO): transmembrane transport
Cellular component (GO): plasma membrane; ATP-binding cassette (ABC) transporter complex
Molecular function (GO): ATP hydrolysis activity; ATP binding; ABC-type transporter activity
Source: RefSeq, a predicted model, not a curated record